CUUGAGGCGGAGACGCCCCCCCACCGCCACCCGCACGCCCGCAGCAGCCGCCGGGAGCCAGCGCGCCGAGAGGGAAAAAUGGCAGACGGGUUUUCGCUUAAUGAUGCGUUAGCUGGGUCUGGAAAUCCACACCCUCAAGGAUGGCCUCCUGCAUGGGGGAACACGCCUCCAGGGGCCGGGGGCUACCCAGGUGCCUCCUAUCCUGGGGCCUAUCCUGGGCAGGCACCCCCAGGGGCCUAUCCUGGGCAGGGGCCCCCAGGAGCCUAUCCUGGGCAGGCCCCCCCUGGCGUCUAUCCCACAGCACCAGGAGCUUAUCCUGGACCGCCUGCACCUGGAGCCUACCCUGGCCAACCUGGCGGGUCUGGGGCCUACCCUGCAGCUGGCCCCUUUGGUACUCCCGCUGGACCACUGACAGUGCCCUAUAACCUGCCUUUGCCUGGAGGAGUCAGGCCUCGCAUGCUGAUCACCAUCCUGGGCACAGUGAAGCCCAAUGCAAACAGAAUUACUUUAGAUUUCAAGAGAGGAAAUGAUAUUGCCUUCCACUUUAACCCACGCUUCAACGAGGAUAACAGGAGAGUCAUUGUUUGCAAUACGAAGCUGGAUAACAUGUGGGGAAAGGAAGAAAGACAGAUGGUUUUCCCAUUUGAAAGUGGUAAACCAUUCAAAAUCCAAGUGCUGGCUGAACCUGACCACUUCAAGGUUGCAGUCAACGACGCCCACUUGUUGCAGUAUAACCAUCGGAUGAAAAAUCUCCACGAAAUUAACCAAGUGGGCAUUGCUGGAGACAUAAAUCUCACCAGCGCUUCACACACUAUGAUAUAAUAUGAAAAGGGCUGAUACUUUUCUUAAAAAAUAAAAUUGAAUCUAAACCUUAGACAUGACCUCUCUGCCUACUUGCUCUGGCAGUGGAGGCCGUUAGCUGUCUAUGGUGAAUGUAUCCUGCUUUGUAAGCUUUUACUCUGUAAGCUUAUCUUUCUCUUCCUCAAUAAACUUUUACAUUUGCCUUAAAAAAAAAACAAAAAAAAAAAAACUAAGACAUGUAAAAGCUUCCCAUUCACUAUGAAAGAAAAAAUUUACAUUUAUUCAUCAACAUCCCUCUUAUAACUCAUCCAUUUAAUAAAUAUUCUUGUGCUGA
This is a messenger RNA of Nycticebus coucang (slow loris), 1135 nucleotides long. It is a transcript of the gene LGALS3, whose product is annotated as galectin 3. Gene Ontology annotation, molecular function: laminin binding; carbohydrate binding; IgE binding. Gene Ontology annotation, biological process: monocyte chemotaxis; positive chemotaxis; negative regulation of endocytosis. Gene Ontology annotation, cellular component: immunological synapse; nucleus. The transcript has 6 exons. Bases 79 to 822 code for a protein of 247 amino acids. NCBI's taxonomy places the organism in Eukaryota, Metazoa, Chordata, Mammalia, Primates, Lorisidae. The record is from RefSeq and is a predicted model, not a curated record.